GAAGUAGUCAAGCAGGAUAGGCAGAAGAGAUAGUUACGUAGAAGCGUGUUAGUCAAUCUACUGACGCCGAACGGGACAACCGUUGGAAGUAUUUGAGAGAUUCGAUCAUCCUCGAUAAACGUCGUCGUUGUCGUCAUCGUCGUCGUCGUCGUCGUCGUCGUUGUUGUUAUUAUUGUUAUUAUUGUUAUUGUUCUUUCAUUUUUCCUCGGUUGUCCUGUUAUUUUAUUCUUUCUCUUCCCAUCUUUCUUAUUCUUCUUCUUAAACUGUGUAAUACGCGAAACAGAGAGAAAAAGAAAGUAAAGAGGAUCGUAUUACUCGUCACUUUGGAGUCUUAGAAUUUGAAAAACAAGUGGAUCCACGUGUAAGAAGACGAGAUGGUUGCGAAGGAUUCGAAAGUGGUUACAGCAGAGCUGAUGAACCCCUACGAGAAACCACCGGCUAUGUCUACUGGUCAAUCGUUGAAGACAUUCUUGUAUAAUCAUGAGAGUGGUGCUUUCAUGGGCAGGACCGUCAGUAGUUGGGGUAAAAUAGGGCUGUUCUAUUUGGUAUUUUAUGGAAUACUGGCAGCAUUGGUCGCAAUCUGUUUUUGGGGAUUCUUUCAAACUCUUGACCCAAGGAUACCUCGAUGGCAAUUAGAACGUUCUAUAAUCGGAACUAACCCAGGAUUGGGUUUCAGGCCGAUGCCACCAAUGGAAAAUGUAGAAAGCACAUUAAUUUGGUACAGUGGAACAGACAGUGAAAAUUUUAAACAUUGGGUUGAUUCUCUUCAAAGCUUCUUAAAGGAAUACAUAACACCUGGCUCCAUUCCUGGGCUUGGUGCUAACAUUAACAAAUGUGAUUACAAUCAACCACCACCACCUGGAAAAGUUUGCGACGUGGAUGUAAAAAAUUGGCAUCCUUGUACAAAAGAAAAUAAAUAUAAUUAUCAUAAAUCGGCACCAUGUAUUUUUCUUAAACUGAAUAAGAUUUAUGGCUGGAGACCGGAAUUUUACAACGACACGGAAUCCUUGCCGGAAAAAAUGCCACUUGAUUUAAAAGAACAUAUCGCAAGUUUAAAAGAUAAGAAUUCUUUAGUACUCAAUACAAUUUGGGUUUCUUGCGAGGGUGAAAAUCCUGCUGAUCAAGAGAACAUAGGACCAAUUAAUUAUUUACCACGACGAGGUUUCCCCGGUUAUUUUUAUCCUUUCGAAAAUUCGGAAGGAUAUUUGAGUCCUUUGGUUGCUGUCCAUUUUGUAAGACCACGUACUGGUAUUUUAAUAAACGUGGAAUGCAAGGCAUGGGCCAAAAAUAUUAAACAUAGCCGCAACGAUAAAUUAGGUGCUGUUCACUUUGAACUGAUGAUAGAUUAAUGUUUUAAAAUGCAGAUCUUUUUUCGAUAUUUUUUAAAUAUAAUAGCUGAGCUAUCAACUUUUAUACUUUUCAGGUUCUGCAUAGAACCUGACAAUAUGUAUUUCACCUUUAAUAAAUUAUUACGUGUCUCUAAGCAUUUUUUACCAAGUAAACCGCGUAGAAAGUACUUAGAGUAAAAAUAAAAUGUUCUGGGAAUAAUCGUCCCACCUGAAAUUUGAUCCUGAUUAAUUUUUUUUUUUUCCAAUAGAUUCUUUUAUUAUAUCGAUCAAUGAAACGGAAAUAUAUCUUAGAGUUUUCUAAAAUUAUAUAAUAAAAACAAUAAUUGGAAUAAAAAAAAAUAGUUUUGUAUCAUAAUUAAUAUCUGAAUAAUUUUUAUAUAAAAUAAUAAGAUCUAUGAAGGAAUAGUGACAAGCAUGAUAUAAUUGAAAAAACUUAUAUAAUUUAUAUUAAAGGUAUUACGUGCUUUUUUUUUUAUGUAGGAAGUGAAUAAGAGUUGUAAAUUAAAAAAUAACAUUAAUUGUGUACAAUUCUCAAUUGUAAUUAAGUUUUUAUAAUAUAUAAAAUCUCUCCAUUUUUGUUUCUAUUUCAGCUAAUUUAUAUGAUUAUUUUUGAAAAGCUCAGAUUUUUUGUAUAAUAUUAUUGUACAUUUUGAGGGGAACAGAUCUGCAUUUGAUUAUACACACAUAUAUAUAUACAUAUACAUAUGUAUAUAUAUGUACACACACACACACACAUUAUGUUUAAGUAUUAAAUGUAAUUAAGUGUUAAUGACAAAAUAAUUACAAGAAAAACAAAAAACGAAACAAAAAAAAAAAGACAAACUGUACUCUCGUUAGUGUAAAUUUAUAAGAUUUUUGCACGUUCUAUAGAUAAUAUUGAUGUGUUUUAUUAUUAAAAUGCACACGAAGUUUUUCAGUGAAAAACUUAUGCUUUUUCAGGAAAGAUUGUUGCACUUGCAAAAAAAUCCGCGGGGCGAUUCUUACUUAGGUAGCGUUAUUUUCUUUCUUUCUUUUUUUUCUUUUUUUUUUUGAUCAAAAAUAUUUCACAAUUUAAUAUUCAUUUAAACAAAACAAAAAAUACACUUCACUAGAAUUUAAUAAUUUACAUUUUCAAUAAAUCGCUAUUGUUUAUAUAUAUAUAUACACAUGCGAUUCAUUUUAUUUAGUUGUAAUAUUUCUCGAGUACAAUUUCUAACUUACAACCAAAUUUAAACGAUCAUUCAGUAUUAUUAAGGCCAUUUAAAUAAAUAUCUACUUUGUUAAUAUAGGGUAUGUGUUUUAAGAAAAAAACAGCCCCAAAAAAUAGGACAAACUGCCGAAACAAUGUUCUUCCCCGGAAACAUAUAUAUGUAUAUUAUUUCGAAAAAAAAAGAAAACAAUUACGAAAUAACCAUAGCAUUGCUUCGUAUAAUUCUGAUGAAUCACAUGCAUUUUUACUUUUGUCCUUUAUAUACACAUAUAUAUUAUAACAAUGAUCGAAGAUUUUAUAUGAACAAAAAACAAAACUCACUUAUUUUCUUGAUUUUCUAAUUACAAUAAUAAUGAAUAUAAAAGACACCAAAACACAAUACUAUAUCAGAAUAUUGUUACAAUAUUUUGUAAAAUUUAUAAAUAUAAUAACAAUAUUUAUAAAUUUUCGGAGUAUCGAAUUAUUUUCAUGUCAAGAUAAACUCUCGAAUGAGUACAGUGCUAUCGAAAUGAAACUGAAAGAAAUCAUAUUAUAUAUAUAUAUAUAUAUAUAUAUAUAUAUAUAUAUAUAUAUAUGUAUAUAUAUAUAGGGUGUUUUUAAUCUAAUGGUACAACCAAAAGAAUUUGAUUUUAUAUGAAAAAAUAAAUCGUAAAUAUAGUAUAACAUUUUUAUACAGAUCUUUAAAUUUAAUUCAUUCAAAAACAAAGUCACUUUACAAUUUCGAUUUAUUUUUUCAUAUAAAUAUAUUUCCUUUAGAGUAAUAUCGCUAGAUUAGAAUCAUUCUAUAUAUAUACAGUCCAUGAAGAAAUUUUAAUUAUAAAAAUCUUGACCUGCAAAGAGAUAUAUUUACAAGUGCCUUGAAAUUUAGAAUCUCAUUAUAAUUCUUUAAGUAUACAUUUUUCUGCGAUUAUCAUAUUUUUACACAAUUUUAUGAGAUAGAACUGAAAUGUAUAAUAAAGUAAUGUGUACUUGCCAAAAAGUUCAAUAAAUUCUGUGUUUGAAUUAA
Molecule: messenger RNA, 3544 nt
Organism: Vespula vulgaris
Lineage: Eukaryota; Metazoa; Arthropoda; Insecta; Hymenoptera; Vespidae
Product: sodium/potassium-transporting ATPase subunit beta-2-like
Exons: 6
Coding region: 375-1349 (324 amino acids)
Biological process (GO): intracellular sodium ion homeostasis; potassium ion import across plasma membrane; sodium ion export across plasma membrane
Cellular component (GO): sodium:potassium-exchanging ATPase complex
Molecular function (GO): ATPase activator activity
Source: RefSeq, a predicted model, not a curated record